Messenger RNA from Esox lucius (northern pike), 948 nucleotides. RefSeq names its product extensin-like. The coding region runs from base 1 to 948 and encodes 315 amino acids. The record is from RefSeq and is a predicted model, not a curated record. The transcript is spliced from 2 exons. NCBI's taxonomy places the organism in Eukaryota, Metazoa, Chordata, Actinopteri, Esociformes, Esocidae.
AUGAAGAGGAAGCACGUAGUGACCAGUGCUGGUGCCGGAGGUCAUACAGAUCCAUGGGGAAUAGAGAACCUCCCCCAGUCAAAACCCCGGGCCUGGACCUAUCCCCACCUUAGCUCCCCCAGUCAAAACCCCCGGGCCUGGACCUAUCCCCACCUUAGCUCCCCCAGUCAAAACCCCCGGGCCUGGACCUAUCCCCACCUUAGCUCCCCCAGUCAAAACCCCCGGGCCUGGACCUAUCCCCACCUUAGCUCCCCCAGUCAAAACCCCCGGGCCUGGACCUAUCCCCACCUUAGCUCCCCCAGUCAAAACCCCGGGCCUGGACCUAUCCCCACCUUAGCUCCCCCAGUCAAAACCCCCGGGCCUGGACCUAUCCCCACCUUAGCUCCCCCAGUCAAAACCCCCGGGCCUGGACCUAUCCCCACCUUAGCUCCCCCAGUCAAAACCCCCGGGCCUGGACCUAUCCCCACCUUAGCUCCCCCAGUCAAAACCCCCGGGCCUGGACCUAUCCCCACCUUAGCUCCCCCAGUCAAAACCCCCGGGCCUGGACCUAUCCCCACCUUAGCUCCCCCAGUCAAAACCCCCGGGCCUGGACCUAUCCCCACCUUAGCUCCCCCAGUCAAAACCCCCGGGCCUGGACCUAUCCCCACCUUAGCUCCCCCAGUCAAAACCCCCGGGCCUGGACCUAUCCCCACCUUAGCUCCCCCAGUCAAAACCCCCGGGCCUGGACCUAUCCCCACCUUAGCUCCCCCAGUCAAAACCCCCGGGCCUGGACCUAUCCCCACCUUAGCUCCCCCAGUCAAAACCCCCGGGCCUGGACCUAUCCCCACCUUAGCUCCCCCAGUCAAAACCCCCGGGCCUGGACCUAUCCCCACCUUAGCUCCCCCAGUCAAAACUUCCUGUUGCCACCAGCGCGUCAUCCCCCUCCAAGUCAAUGUUUUUUCUAGGUGA